UCUGUGUUCAACCUCUCCUUCUGGCUCUCUCCAUCUUCUCUUUCUUUUCUUCUUCAUCUUUUCUGUAGACCUUUGCUGCAUCUGUACACCCUCAAGGCUUUCAACAAGACCGGGCAAAAACAGCAAACACAUUCUCCUCCAUAAAAAUUCUUGAGUCACUUUUUCAAGAAACCGCCGGUCAAGCCUUCAGCUGUUUGCAGUAUCGGCGUGGGAGAAAGAAACCAUGUCUCAGCAGAUGUUGCUCUUGAUGGUGGUGUCCAUGUGGCUUUUUGCCGGGUACUUCCUGGCAGAGGCAACAUAUUCCAACCAACAUAUGCACAACCGCUACCGUGCAUUUAAUCACCAUGCCAACAUGGACAAUCAGCUUCCUCCAGAGGUACCUGUGUUGAUGGAAGCAGUGGCCCCUCGUCCAGUCAACUUCAGUCGCACCUUUUAUGGGAUCAUGUUUGAUGCUGGCAGCACUGGCACCCGUAUCCAUAUUUACAAGUUCAUUCAAAAAGACCCAGUUGAGCUUCCAGUGCUUGACAGUGAGAUGUACAAUGCUGUGAAGCCUGGACUGUCAGCGUAUGCGGAUAUGCCCGAAGUGGGUGGAGAAACCAUUCGGCAGCUGUUGAAGGUCGCGAAAAAGACUAUUCCCAAAGAGCAAUGGAUACAGACACCUGUGGUUCUGAAAGCCACUGCCGGCUUGCGCCUGCUGCCUCAAGAAAAAGCCAAAGCCCUUUUAAAUGAGGUCAAAGAAAUUUUUGAUGACUCUCCUUUCUUUGUGCCAGAAAACAGUGUCACCAUCAUGAAUGGCACCAAUGAAGGGGUCUUGGCAUGGGUUACAGUAAACUUCCUCACAGGUCAUCUGUAUACUAAAACAAGAAAAACUGUUGGGAUCCUGGAUUUGGGUGGGGGUUCAACUCAGAUUACUUUCCUUCCUAGGUUAAAGAAAACUGUGCUGACUGCUCCUGCAGACUAUAUUGCCAAAAUCAAUAUGUUCAACAGCACUUUUAAGCUGUAUACUCACAGUUAUCUUGGAAAUGGACUAAUUGCUGCACGACUGGCAACUCUUGGCGCUCUUGGUGCUGAUGGUCUUGAUUGGAAAGUUUUCAGAAGUUCUUGUUUACCCAAAAAAUUCAGAGAAGACUGGAGUUUCGGUGGACUCACCUACAAAGUCAGUGGAAUCCCAGAUGGUUUUGCAGGGUAUAAGUUGUGCUACCAAGAGAUAAUGCAGGUGGUGAAAGGGAUUGUGCAUCAGCCCUUUGAAGUCAAGGGAAGCAGCAUCUUCUAUGCCUUCUCCUAUUACUAUGACAGAGCUGUGGAGUCUGGUCUCAUUGAUGGAUCCCGUGGUGGUACUGUGGAAGUCAGGGAUUUUAAAAAGAGAGCCAAAGAAGUGUGCAACAAGAUGACUAAAUACCGUCCAAUCAGCCCCUUUUUGUGCAUGGACAUGACCUAUAUCACAUGCCUGUUGAAAGAGGGAUUCGGGUUCAAGGACAGCACUGUUCUGAAGCUUACUAAAAAGGUGAAUAAUGUGGAGACAAGCUGGGCACUCGGCGCUAUCUUCGAUCAUUUCCACAAUCUCAACAUUCAUUAAAGCCAGCAGUCUUGCAAUGGACACCAGCAUGAGGGGGAGCACAGGAGUCAAGCAGGGGCAAAACUCACCUGAUCAAGUAGCCCCUCGUCCUCCUCCAUAACUCUUAAGUGAGUUAAGACCGGCCCUGCACUGCAGCCCUGUAUCACAACGCCUUUCCCCCUCACCAGCUUAACACUUACAGAACUGUUCACAAAGAAAUCACUAUAUUUUUGUAAAGAUGGCCAGGCCAGCCUGCAAUUUCUACUGUAUGUUUAAAUUUUUUCAGUUGUCGUCUCACCUGAGACACUGUCUGUCUGUCUGUCUGUCUGUCUGUCUAACUUGGCAGUUUUCAAAGUUUCAGUGUUUAACUCACCCAUUUAAAGCUCUUGAUUCUUGUUGUUGUGCAGGAUAUUGUGCAGUGGGACACAUGUAAAAACAUUGUGUUUAUUAUUGAAGCUUCUGUAGCCUUUUCUGCAGUAAUCUGUUAGUGGUAGUGCUUGCACAGUAGUGUAGUGCUGUUAUAGGCAAAUUAUAAUUAAGUUUCCAUUUAGUGUCCCUAUCUAGCACUUAACACUUUAACGUAGCUGGUUCAGGUACAGCCAUCUGUUUUGGAAAGUUGUUUGGGAUCAGCAGCUUAACCUGAGGUUGAUUGGGCAGGUAGGGAUAAGGACAAAUCAUACAUGUACAGUCACUUUACUUUGGGUACAUGAGUGCUGUUAUACAUAUUAAUGAAUAAUUCAAGUAUUUAUGCUUAUCUGUUUGUAUAUUAAGAAAGUUAGCAUAGCAGAGUUGGAGAGCUGAGUUGGAAAAUUUUCAGAAGCAUAUCACAUUUGGUGAAAUUCUAUAGCAUUUUUUUUUUUUUUUAGCCAAGGUCUAACCAGCCAUGGCUUUUAACACUGAAUGGCAUGCAGUUAAAUACACUUGCACUGCAGCCAUUAUCAAAUUAUAAAAAGUAUAUAAAUGCUUACAUGGCUAAAUCCUAUAUACUUUGAUAAAAUAUAACUCAAAUGACUAGUGGUCAGAAGUUAUUAAAGUAGACAUUAUGUGUUACUGUAUUCUAUUCAAAUGGAGUUAUUUUUAUACCAACAAACAGAGUUUAGAGUACUCUGGACCUCACUUAUAUCUUUAAACUUGGGUUGGUUAUUGUGGAUGGCUGUAAGUCAUUUUAGGGGGUCAUUGUGUACAACAGUGUUGAAACGUUACUGCUUUAUGUAUGCAGAGAUGCUCAGGUGUAAUUGGGCACAACUUUGUUAGAUUUUGUGACAGGUGCAUACUGCUGACCGACUUGGCAGUAUCAUGUUAAGUGCGUUUUGUGAAUUAUUGUACAAAUAUUUAUUACAUGAAUACUUGCUAAAUAUGCAGUGUGCCAUUGUUGCACCUCUUAAUCCAUCUGCUUCUUUAAAGCCGCUACAGUAGGCUAUAGCUUUUUAUGUAUUACUAUGUUUGUAUAUACACAUCAGUAAUGUACUUGUUUACCAGUUGUCAUAAUUCAAUGGCAUGAAAUUAUCAGUUAUUCUUGACAGCAAAUGCUAUAAAUAUGCUUUCUAAUUCAAUGUUGUGUAUGACGUGAUAUUGUACAUGAAAGAAAAUAUAAUAAAAAUCUGUUGAAUUG
Messenger RNA from Cyprinus carpio (common carp), 3167 nucleotides. RefSeq names its product ectonucleoside triphosphate diphosphohydrolase 5-like. Gene Ontology annotation, cellular component: membrane. Gene Ontology annotation, biological process: nucleoside diphosphate catabolic process. Gene Ontology annotation, molecular function: UDP phosphatase activity; GDP phosphatase activity. Lineage: Eukaryota; Metazoa; Chordata; Actinopteri; Cypriniformes; Cyprinidae. The record is from RefSeq and is a predicted model, not a curated record.